This is a messenger RNA of Podarcis lilfordi (Lilford's wall lizard), 8270 nucleotides long. Lineage: Eukaryota; Metazoa; Chordata; Lepidosauria; Squamata; Lacertidae. The record is from the annotation of a GenBank genome assembly.
AUGGACCGGAGCAACGACUUUGAGACGCUCCUGGAGCUGCUGGCUAACAUAUUCCGCUCCAACAAAUGGCGCGAGGUCACCUUGGUGCUGUGCCAGGCCUGGGACGUCCCUGCCUUUGUGGACCUGUGGAGCAGCUACGCCGAGCUGGAGAGGACGGCUGUGGUGGACCUGAGCUUCCACGAGGAGAAAGAGGCCGCCCGCCUCCUGCGCCGCCACUUGGAGGAGUACCGGGAACUUCCCGGCCCCGCUCUGCUCUUUGGCUGCAAUGCCCACCACUCCCAGCUGGUCUUCCGGACGGCCAGGGACCUCGGGGUGCUCCAGGAGUUUCACUGGGUGCUGGGGCAGCCCCAGAACGUGGACGAGCUUCGGACGGAAGGGCUGCCCCUGGGGCUCUUAGCCUACGGGGAGGUGGGCAGGCCGUCCCUGGAGCAGUUCGUCCACGACGCAGUGGAGCUGGUGUCGAGCGCCAUCUCCAGGGCCGUUUACGUCCGCCCGGACCUCGCCCUCAUCCAGAACAUGGUGAACUGCAACGACAAGCACACCGUCGCCUCCGAGUCCUCAGGGCGCUACCUCUCCCAGUGAGUAAGCCGGGGGUCCCAGAAAUUUGUGGUGGCUAGGGGGAGGACGAAAAAGCAUUUUAGAAGACCUGUGGCCAGUGCGAGUUCCCGUUCUCAGCAGACUGAGAAGGGGCACUCAUCCAGAGGUGCAACAGGCAGGUGAUUGAGCUUCACCUCUGCAUGGAUUGGGUGAUGCCUGACACAGAGGCAAGCCCAAAACAAGGACCUGUCAAGAGAUGUGACAGGCUAAGAAUGGGGAUUCUUCCAGAGAUGCAACAGGCAGCCUCUCCUGUGGGCAGGUGAUUCCAUUUCUUCUUUGCAGGAAUGGAGGUGAUCUGGUCUGGCAAGCCCUGACUCAUACAGAGUUGCGACGGGCAGCUGCCUGUGAAGACUGGCAGCUGUGCUGUAUCCCUGCAGUGGAAGAGAAUGACUGAUCCAGUUAUGCCCAGAAUAGAGUGGGAGUCAUGGAGGCUGAGUGGUAGGAGGCAGGCCCAGAUCGGCAGGCUCCUUUGGGAACCUGGGUGCUCCUCAUCAGAAGGGGCUUGCACUCACUGCCUGUUAACCCCUGAGACAGUUUUAAGGCUCUGCUACUACCACAAGUUAACAUCCAACUAUUGCAUCACGGCCAAGUGGGAAUGUCAUGCUCCUGCUCCCCUUUCUCUCUCUUGUGGCAGGUAGUUCCACAAGUUUAUAUAUACAACCAAUGCAGCCUAUUAUUAUUAUUUAAAUUUUAUUAACAUAUAAAACACAUACAUAUACAUUUACACAAUUACACAAUACAUGUACACAGCAUACUACCUUAUAUUCAUAACAUAAAACAUACCUACAUUACUCUAUAUAAUGCCUAUCUAUACUGUACAUAUCAACAUACCUACACACCUGCCCCACACGGACACCCACCAAGUGACUUCCAGCCGUUCUUGUUACGCUACUUUUCCCCCCAACUAGCUUAAACACAUUUCAUUACUUCUUUAAUCUCUUCUUCUAUCUUAACUUUACUCUCCUUUCACUCUAAUCAUUUUCUGGAUUCACUCAGUAUCUGUCAGAAUUUCCACCUUUUCCACAUAAAUUUUGAUGUAUUCCUUAAAGAUAGCCCACUCCUUAUUCACUUUUUGUACCAUAUCUCCUCUUAUCCUCCCUGUUAGUUCGGCAGUAUGGAAGUAUUCCAUCAUUUUAGAUAACCAGUCUGUUUUAGUUGGGACGCUGCUGCUUUUCCAAUUUUUGGCAAUCAAUAACCUUGCCACCGUAGUUGCAUACAUAAAUAUUGUUCUGACCAUUCUUUUUAUUUCCUCUGACAUGAUGCCUAGGAGAAAAGAUUCUGGGUUUUUUUCAAAUGAAAAUCUAAACAUCUUUUUCAAUUUGUUAUAGAUAUUUUCCCAGAAUCCCACUAUCUCUUUGCACUCCCACCACAUAUGUAGAAAGUUUCCUGCCCCAUUGUUGCAUCUCCAACAGACAUCACUACAGUUUUUAUACAUUUUUGACAGUCUGACCGGGGUCAGGUACCAUCUAUAUUGCAAUGGGAAUGGCUGUGGAAAAAAGAUAUCAAAUUUACGGCAUGUUAUAAUUUAAGAGAGAAUGUAAUUUAAGAGAGAAUGCAGCGUAUCUUACCAGGAACCCAGCCUCCUGCUUUCCUCUCCCUCCCUCCCUCCCUCUUUCUCUCGGUUCCAGGUUUUUAGCCAACACGUCCUUCCGCGGCCAGACGGGGGAGGUCUUCGUGCACAACACGUCCCGCGUCCACACAGAUCGCCACUACAAAGUCUGGAGCCUCCUGAGGGACUCUGUGGGGCAGCCCACCUGGGUGACGGUGGGGACCUGGAAAGGGGGCGAGAUGGAGGUGGAGGAGCGGACGUGGCCCCAGCACCUGCAGCGCAGGAACCAGGCAGAGGGCUUUUGCCGCAUGAAACUGCGCGUGGUGACCUUGGUAGAGCACCCUUUCGUCUUCACCAGGGAGGUGUGUACGAACCAGAAAGUGCCUGCAUUUAUUCAAAAGCCUUUUUUAAAAAAAGCAAUCUUGUUUACGUCAGGGGUAAGAGGUGUGGGUUAAUGUGCACAACAGCCAGUCAUUGUGCAACAUUCCUCACAGCCUCUUGGACCUUAUACACAACGGCUGGGAAAUGUACCAAAAGAAAAAAGAAAAAAGCAGUCAACAUACGCAUGCUCCCCAAGGCCUGCUGGUAAUUGUCUACACUGACAAGGAAAUGUGCAAAGUCCCCUCUCCAUGGACAUGUUAUGUGCACAUUCUCUAGGAAGGCUGGUCAAUGUGCAGAAUGACUGGCUGUUAAUGCACAUUAACCACUCACAGAGGAGGCUGUCCAUCCAAGUCAGACUCAGAGGAGUUCCACUUUCUUAAACUGGUCAUGCCCAUUGAUUUCAGCGGACCUACUCUGAGUAGAACACAACCCACGAGGACGAGGAGACAGAGCCAUCAUUUUAAGCCAAACUUCCUUGCUGAGCUAGGGCAGGGGUUUUCAACCCGUGUUCUGUGGCACCCUGGGGUGCAGCGGGCAUCACUGUCCUCUGUCCCUCUUCCCUUCCCUUCCUCCUCUGAUGCCCUCUUGCCCCUCUGCCUCCCAAAGGCUUGCACAGCUGUUUAGUGCAGCAGCCCUGGCUACAAGCUCCCCAUGCGAAUGGUGCCUCUGGGGCUGGCCAGGGGGUGCUGGGCGCCAGGAGCUGAGGCAGCCUUGGAGUAAGUAAGCAAGCAAGCGGACGAGGGAGCCCAGUCAGCCAGUUGGGAAUGGACAGACGAGUGGGCAGCUGGGCAGCCAGGCAGGCAGGCACUGUGCUGGCCUUUCUUGUGCUUGCUGCGUGCCAGGCCUGCCUGGGAGCUGAGUGCCCAGUGCUCAGAAGAGGAGCUUUCCCGCCUUGCAGGCCUGGCAGCACCCACUGCUGCCUCCCAAGUUAAUGUCAGGAGAUCAGCCUACACUCGAGUAGGACCCUGGCAGAGACACAUGCCCGACUGGCAUGUUGCUUAGUGAGCAGGGGGAGUCAGUGGCAGAAGCUGAAGCAGGAGAGGAGGGAGGCCAGGAGGCAGAGAUGGUGAAGAGUCACGGGUGUCUCCCCCUCCUCCUGCAACAAGCUCCCCUCCCUGCUUGUCUCCCAGGACCAGGAAGGGCAUGAAAAGUGCAGAGGGGAGGUUGGCUGCACGCAGAUGCAGUCUCCAGUUGCUUGGGGAAACCCUGGAGAGGAGAGGAUUUAAAUGGCUAUGGGUCUUGGCAACUGAUCCAUGGGGCAAGACCUAGUGGGGGUGAACUGCUGUGCUCAUCAGUCUGUGCAGAUCGUGUUUUUGCUGGUAAAGAGUUAACUCCAACUUGCACAGUGUGAUUUAUUGCUGGCUGGCUCCUGACAUCUAAGAGAGAAAGAGAGAGAGAAAGAGAGAAAGAGAGAAAGAGAGAAAGAGAGAGAGAGAGAGAGAGAGAGAGAGAGAGAGAGAGAGAGACAUACUAAUCUGUGGUUUAUGCAGGUGGAUGAAGAAGGCAACUGUCCUGCUGGCCAGCUGUGUCUGGACCCCCGAACCAACGACUCGGGCGUGCUGGACACCCUCUUUGACGAGCUCAACUCCGAGAACGGCUCAGUCCCUGCCGAGUACCGGAAAUGCUGCUACGGCUACUGCAUCGACCUCCUGGAGAAGUUGGCCGAGGACCUCCCCUUUGACUUUGACCUCUACAUCGUGGGGGACGGGAAGUACGGGGCCUGGAAGAACGGCCGCUGGACAGGGCUGGUGGGGGACCUCCUGAGUGGGACGGCCCACAUGGCAGUGACGUCCUUCAGCAUCAACUCGGCCCGCAGCCAAGUGAUCGACUUCACCAGCCCCUUCUUCUCCACCAGCCUGGGCAUCCUGGUGAGGAUCCGGGACACGGCGUCUCCCAUUGGAGCCUUCAUGUGGCCGCUGCAUUGGACGAUGUGGGUGGGCAUCUUUGUGGCUCUCCACCUGACCGCCCUGUUCCUCACCCUCUACGAGUGGAAGAGCCCCUACGGGAUGACCCCCCACGGGCGCAACCGCAUGAAGAUCUUCUCCUACUCCUCAGCGCUCAACCUCUGCUACGCCAUCCUCUUUGGGCGAACCGUCUCCAGCAAGACCCCCAAGUGUUGGACCGGGCGCUUCCUGAUGAACCUCUGGGCCAUCUUCUGCCUCUUGGUCCUUUCCAGCUACACCGCCAACCUGGCUGCCGUGAUGGUGGGAGAGAAGACCUUCGAGGAGCUGUCUGGGAUUCACGACCCCAAGGUCAGUGCAGGGUUUGGUAACCUCUGAGUGCUGCCAUUUGCUGGCCUUGCAUGGCACUGCCUGCUGCACAGCGCCACCUAGUGGCUCUUGCACGACACUGCCUGCUCCGCAGCUCCACCUAGUGGCUCUUGCACGGCACUGCCUGCUGCACAGCGCCACCUAGUGGCCCUUGCACAGCACUGCCUGCUCCGCAGCUCCACCUAGUGGCCCUUGCAUGGCACUGCCUGCGGCACAGCGCCACCUAGUGGCCCUUGCACGACACUGCCUGCUGCACAGCUCCACCUAGUGGCUCUUGCACGGCACUGCCUGCUCCGCAGCUCCACCUAGUGGCUCUUGCACGACACUGCCUGCUGCACAGCUCCACCUAGUGGCUCUUGCAUGGCACUGCCUGCUCCGCAGCUCCACCUAGUGGCUCUUGCACGACACUGCCUGCUGCACAGCUCCACCUAGUGGCUCUUGCACGGCACUGCCUGCUGCACAGCGCUACCUAAUGGCUCUUGCACGGCACUGCCUGCUGCACAGCGCCACCUAGUGGCUCUUGCACGGCACUGCCUGCUGCACAGCACCACCUAGUGGCUCUUGCACGGCACUGCCUGCUGCACAGCGCCACCUAGUGGCCCUUGCACAGCACUGCCUGCUCCGCAGCUCCACCUAGUGGCCCUUGCAUGGCACUGCCUGCUGCACAGCGCCACCUAGUGGCCCUUGCACAGCUCUGCCUGCUGCACAGCCCCACCUAGUGGCCCUUGCCAUUUAUACAACUAAUGCCGUAGUCCAGCUUUUGCUGCCAGACCACAACCUCAGAGUUGGGAGGGACCCCAAGGGUCAUCUACCCCAACCCCAUGCAAUACAGGAAUCUCAAAUUAAGAUUUUAAGUCUGCUUGCUUCUAUUAAAAAAAAAAAACCCACCAUGUGGUCCCUGUUUUGCUUUUUGGCAGCUGCACCAUCCUUCACAAGGAUUCCGAUUUGGGACUGUCUGGGAGAGCAGUGCGGAGGAAUAUAUCAAGAAGAGUUUCCCAGACAUGCACGAAUACAUGCGGCGGCUGAGUGUCCCCACGACCCCUGCGGGCAUCAAAAUGCUCAAGUGAGUUGGGGGUGGAGUGGGUGGGAAAACUCGGUUUAGUUUGCAUUUGAAGGGAGACCGACCAAAUCAACACUCCCCCCCCCCCCAAGAAAUAUGCAAGCUGAAACAAACCCAUCUUUUGAAAUUGUGCUGCCAGCACAGCCAGGAGAGGUACUGUUGGAAAGGUAAGAUAGAUACAUGAGCGUAGUCCCCUUCUGUAAUCAAGUACAUAAAUAAAAAUACUUAACUAAGAGCAGAAAUUGUAGAAAGGUUUUGACAGAUUUUUCUGAGCACUUGGGGUCAAAAGAAAGUAAUUUGAAACAACGGUUGUGGAGACAUUUCAUUCCGAAUCUGCUAGACAAAGCCAGAUAAAGAGUAAUGAGUUGGGUGUCUUUCCCCCCAUGACAUACGGUAAAUCCUGGCUGCACCCAUGGAUAGAUAGAUAGAUAGUUGGGGUGUAUGGGGUAAUAAUGGGAUAGAUAGAUAGUUAGGGGAGGGGUAAUAAUAAUAAUAAUAAUAAUAAUAAUAAUAAUAAAGUGGUGAUGUGGGUUAAACUACAGAGCCUAGGACUUGCCGAUCAGAAGGUUGGCGGUUCGAAUCCCCGCGACAGGGUGAGCUCCCGUUGCUCGGUCCCUGCUCCUGCCAACCUAGCUGUUUGAAAAUACAUCAAAGCGCAAGUAGAUAAAUAGGUACCGCUCUGGCGGGAAGGUAAACGGCGUUUCCGUGCUCUGCUCUGGUUCCCCAGAAGCGGCUUACUCAUGCUGGCCACAUGACCCGGAAGCUGUACACCGGCUCCCUCGGCCAAUAAAGCGAGAUGAGCGCCGCAACCCCAGAGUCGGUCACAACUGGACCUAAUGGUCAGGGGUCCUUUACCUUUUAAUAGUAAUGAUAAUAAUAAUAAUAAUAAUUGGACGAGACCAAAUGUGGGUCCAGGAGUCAAGAAGGCAGGUGCCUUUGCUGUGUUCUUUUCGGCGCCUGCUAAAAACAUGCCCGUUUAAAAAGGGGUUUCUGUACAUGCUGUGGAGGAAGUGAGGGGCAGGUGGGGCUCAUCCACCUGGGAAGGGAGCCCAUCUAGGAGAAGGAAAACUCUGACCCUAAACCUCCGCUGCUUGCGGGAUAUCUUCAGAAGAACAGGCUUAGCAGUAAAUCCUACACAAAUGCAGAGUGGAGUCCCUAAGGUGGUUGAAUGGUGCCUUGCACGCCUCCUUCCGGCAACUCCUGCAGCCAGUAGGUAACCAAACCAACCCCUGUGUCGCAAAGAGAACGUCAGCAAUGUCCAGGCAACACGAUGACCAUAUACAUACGCAAUGGACAAUCUUUAUAGAAUUCCUUCAAACCAUAACAAAAUGAAAUCUUUAGUCUCAAAGUCUCUGAAAAUCUUUAAAUGAAGCGAGGCACCAGACUGUGUAUGAUGAAAGACAAGCUGUGAAGCUUUGUGUAUACAGCCAAUAUGAUGUCCAACACUGAACAGUGAUUCCGGAUAUUGACUACUGUUUCGCAGAAUUCUUUGUCAGCGUGGUGGGAGGAUAUAGAAUUGCUUCAUAAACCCAUCUUAUUUCGAAUGAAUGUAUGUAAAUGAAAAUAUCAAAUGCUGUGGAACAGUGCUCAUGUAAUAAUGUAGUCACUGCUCACGUCUUCCUUGUUUUCCUUCGAACCCCAUCAGCAAGGCCAAGAGGGGGUCUUGCUGCCUGGGCAGCCCAGGACCCCCAGACACAUUGGCCAGGUUUGCCCCCCAGGCAGGUCACUGCAGCAGUUUUACUUCACACCUGGAGGACAGUCCAUUGUCUCUCAAGACUGAUGGAGGCCAACAAUAUAUACUACUGUUCGUGCAUCUGCUCUUUGCAAUACCUUAGGUCUGAGCUAUGCAACAAUUCAGGUUUAGCAAAGGUCAUGGCUUGCUGACCUGUCAAAGUUCUGCAGCAAAGGAAUGGCUGCUUUGCUGAAGCAACGGGGGCCUUGAUUCGGCUCAGCGCCGUUUGCCAUCAUUUGUUUGGUGCUUCGCUCAGUUCUCUAAGGAGCUGGAAACAUAGACUUGUAAAGUUGGAAGGGACCCCAAGGGUCAUCUAGUUCAACCCCCUGAAAUGGAGGUCAGUUGAUCUGCAACAGAACUGGGUUAUAUGGCUCAAGGGCAGUCCAGACUGGGCAAUUCAUACCUCUAAUAAUUUAUGGUGUCUGCUUGCAAAACCUUCAGCUCUUCAGGCUUAGCUCUGUCUAUCUGUUUUAAUUAACUCGGGGUUUCGGGUCUCUCCUCAUCAGGACCAACCCUCCGAAGCUGAACGCCUUCAUCAUGGACAAGUCUCUGCUCGAUUACGAGGUGUCCAUCGACUCCGACUGCAAGCUCCUCACCGUCGGGAAACCCUUUGCGAUCGAAGGUUUGGGGGGAAACGUCAAAGGACUUUAUUUCAUGGCUCCCCGAGCCCUGCUCAUUUAG